AGCUGUCCGCGGCCGCUGAGGCGACUGAGGGGAAAAUGUCUCGGACCGUGACAGUUGUGGCGGCUCGGGUUGUGGUGGCGGCUCAGGCUCAGGCAGCGUGAGGUGAAGAGCGGUCGGAGCGGCGAGGGUCUUGAUAUUUUGGAAGCUCCAAGAAAAAAUUAGAUUAGGAAAAGUUUGUUCUUAUAAGUGGACAUGGCUCAGAUAUCCAGCAAGAAUGAAUUUAAGCAGUGUUCAUCUUCAUGUCUCGAACAAACCAGAACAAAAGAUGUGGGAAAAGAAGAAGCAUUACAAAUGGAAGCAGAGGCUUUAGCAAAAUUGCAAAAGGACAGACAAGUGACUGAUAAUCAGAGAAGUUUUGAGUUGUCAACCAACACCAGACAAAAAGCACAAGUUUAUAAUAAACAAGAUUAUGAUCUCAUGGUGUUUCCUGAGUCAGAUACCCAAAAAAGAGCAGUAGAUAUUGAUGUAGAAAAGCUUACCCAAGCUGAACUUGAGAAACUAUUGUUGGAUGACAGUUUUGAGACUAGGAAAACACCAGUAUUGCCAGUUACUCCUGUUCUUAGCCCUUCAUUUUCAACACAGCUCUAUCUUAGACCUACUCUUCAGAGAGGACAGUGGCCACCUGGAUUAUCUGCGCCUUCCACCUACACUUUACCUUCCUUUUACCAGUCAACAUACAGUAGUAAACAGACAGCAUUCCAAAAUGGCUUGAAUCCAAGGAUGCCUACUUUUCCUCCUGCAGAACCUAUAUAUUUAAGUAUUCCAGGACAGUCUCCAUAUUUUUCAUAUCCUUUGACACAUGUUGCACCCUUUCAUCCACCAGGAAGCUUACCUAUCUAUCGUCCAACAGUCAAUCCUGACAUGGCAAAACUGUUUGACAAAAUAGCUAGUACAUCAGAGUUUUUAAAAAAUGGAAAAGCAAGGACUGAUUUGGAGAUAACAAAUUCAAAAACUGCAAUCAGCAAUCUACAGGUAUCUCCAAAGUCUGAAGAUAUUAGUAAAUUUGACUGGUUAGAUUUGGAUCCACUAAGCAAGCCUAAGAUGGACAAUGUGGAAGUGCUAGAUCAUACGGAAAAUGAGAAAAUUGCUCAAGGUUUGCCAAUGGAAGAUCCUUGGGAUGCUGUUCUUCUUGAAGAGAGAUCUUUAGCAAAUUGUCACCAUGAAAGAAAGGUGAAUGGAAAAUCUUUUUCUGGAGCAACUGUAACAAGAAGCCAGUCUUUAAAUAUUCGAACAACUCAAUUUACAAAAGUCCAGGGCCAAAUGUGUCAGAAAGACCCAAAUGGGACCAGAAGUUUGCCAACUGGAAGUUCUCUUUUUCAAGAAGUUGAAGUACAGAAUGAGGAGGUGGCAGCUUUUUGUGAAUCCAUUACAAAAUUGAAGACCAACUUUCCAUAUACCAGUCACUGCACAAAUCCAGGCUAUUUGUUAAGUCCAGUCAUACUGCAAAGAAACAUCUGUGGAGAAAAUGCCAGUGUGAAGGUCUCUAUCGAAAUUGAAGGAUUUCAACUACCAGUUACUUUUACAUGUGAUGUGAGUUCGACUGUAGAAAUCAUUAUAAUGCAAGCCCUUUGCUGGGUACAUGAUGACUUGAACCAAGUAAAUGUUGGCAGCUAUGUUCUGAAAGUUUGUGGUCAAGAGGAAGUACUACAGAAUAACCAUUGCCUUGGAAGUCAUGAACAUAUUCAAAACUGUCGAAAAUGGGACACAGAUAUUAAACUACAACUCUUAACUGUCAGUGCAAUGUGCCAAAAUCUGGCCCGAACAGCAGAAGAUGAUGAAACACCUGUGGAUUUAAGCAAACACCUCCAUCAAAUAGAAAAACCUUAUAAAGAAGUCAUGACAAGACACCCUAUUGAAGAACUUUUGGAUUCUUAUCACAACCAGGUGGAACUAGCCCUUCAAAGUGAUAACCAGCACCGAGCAAUAGAUCAAGUAAUUAAAGCUGUACGAAAAAUCUGUAGUGCUUUAGAUGGUGUAGAGACCCUUGCCAUUACUGAAUCAGUAAAGAAACUAAAGAGAGAAGUUAAUCUUCCAAGAAGUAAAAGUGCUGAUGUGACUUCACUGUCUGGAGGAGACACUGGCAGGUGUUCAUCUAGGGGCUCACUGAAUCCUGAAAAUCCUGUUCACGUAAGCAUGGAUCAGUUAACUGCAGCAAUUUAUGAUCUUCUUAGACUCCAUGCAAAUUCUGGUAGGAAUUCUGCAACCUGUGCCCAAAGUAACAGGAACAUCAAGGAAGCAUGGACCACAACAGAACAGCUCCAGUUUACCAUUUUUGCUGCACAUGGAAUUUCAAGUAACUGGGUAUCAACUUAUGAAAAAUACUACUUGAUAUGCUCCCUGUCUCACAAUGGAAAGGAUCUUUUUAAACCUAUUCAGUCAAAGAAGGUUGGCACUUAUAAGAAUUUCUUCUAUCUUAUUAAAUGGGAUGAACUAAUAAUUUUUCCCAUCCAGAUAUCACAAUUGCCAUUAGAAUCACUUCUUCACCUUACACUUUUUGGAAUUUUAAAUCAGAGCAGUGGAAGUUCUCCUGAUUCUAAUAAGCAGAGAAAGGGGCCAGAAGCUUUGGGCAAAGUUUCUUUACCUCUUUUUGAUUUUAAACGGUUUUUAACAUCUGGAACUAAACUUCUAUAUCUUUGGACUUCUUCACAUACAAAUACUAUUCCUGGAACAGUCCCCAAAAAAGGAUAUGUGAUGGAAAGAAUAGUGUUACAGGUUGAUUUUCCUUCUCCUGCGUUUGAUAUCAUUUACACCACUCCUCAAGUCGACACCAUCAUACAACAGCACAACUUUGAAACACUGGAAAAUGAUAUAAAAGGAAAACUUCUUGAUAUUCUUCACAGAGACUCAUCAUUUGGACUUUCUAAAGAAGAUAAAGCCAUUUUGUGGGAGAAACGUUAUUACUGUCUGAAACACCCAAAUUGUCUUCCUAAGUUAUUAGCAAGUGCCCCAAACUGGAAAUGGGUUAAUCUUGCCAAAACGUACUCAUUACUCCAACAGUGGCCUCCAUUGCACCCACUGACUGCAUUGGAACUUCUUGAUGCAAAAUUUGCUGAUCAGGAGGUGAGGUCUCUAGCAGUGACCUGGAUUGAGGCUAUUAGUGAUGAUGAGCUAACAGAUCUUCUACCACAGUUUGUGCAGGCUUUGAAGUAUGAAAUUUACUUGAACAGUUCAUUAGUACGCUUUCUUCUGUCCAGAGCAUUGGGAAAUAUACAGAUAGCACACAACUUAUAUUGGCUCCUUAAGGAUGCCCUGCAUGAUGCCCACUUUGGUGCCCGUUAUGAAUAUAUUUUGGGUGCUCUCCUCUCAGUAGGAGGAAAAGGUCUCAGAGAAGAACUUUUGAAACAGACAAAACUUGUGCAGCUUCUAGGAGGAGUAGCAGAAAAAGUAAGGCAGGCUAGUGGAUCAACCAGACAGGUUGUCCUCCAAAGGAGUAUGGAAAGAGUACAGUCUUUUUUUCUGAGAAAUAAAUGUCGUCUACCUCUCAAUCCAAGUCUUGUGGCAAAGGAAUUAAAUAUUAAGUCUUGUUCCUUCUUCAGCUCUAAUGCAGUGCCCCUAAAAGUCACAAUGGUAAAUGCUGAUCCCAUGGGGGAGGAAAUUAAUGUCAUGUUUAAGGUUGGUGAAGAUCUUCGGCAAGAUAUGUUAGCUUUACAGAUGAUAAAAAUUAUGGACAAGAUCUGGCUUAAAGAAGGAUUAGAUCUGAGGAUGGUGAUAUUCAAAUGUCUUUCAACUGGCAGAGAUAGAGGCAUGGUGGAACUAGUUCCUUCUUCUGAUACCCUCAGGAAAAUCCAAGUGGAAUAUGGUGUGACAGGAUCCUUUAAAGAUAAACCACUUGCAGAGUGGUUGAGAAAAUACAAUCCCUCUGAAGAGGAAUAUGAAAAGGCUUCUGAGAAUUUUAUCUAUUCUUGUGCUGGAUGCUGUGUAGCCACCUAUGUUUUAGGCAUCUGUGAUCGACACAAUGACAAUAUAAUGCUUCGAAGCACAGGACACAUGUUUCACAUUGACUUUGGGAAGUUUCUGGGCCAUGCACAGAUGUUUGGUAGCUUCAAAAGGGAUCGGGCCCCUUUUGUGCUGACCUCUGAUAUGGCAUAUGUCAUUAAUGGAGGUGAAAAGCCCACCAUCCGAUUCCAGUUGUUUGUAGACCUCUGCUGUCAGGCCUACAACUUGAUAAGAAAGCAGACAAAUCUCUUUCUCAACCUCCUUUCAUUGAUGAUUCCUUCAGGGCUACCAGAACUUACAAGCAUUCAAGAUUUAAAAUAUGUGAGAGAUGCGCUUCAACCACAAACUACAGAUGCAGAAGCUACAAUUUUCUUUACUAGGCUGAUUGAAUCAAGUUUGGGAAGCAUUGCCACAAAGUUUAACUUCUUCAUUCACAAUCUUGCUCAACUGCGAUUUUCUGGUCUUCCUUCUAAUGAUGAGCCCAUCCUUUCAUUUUCACCCAAAACAUAUUCCUUUAGGCAAGAUGGUCGAAUUAAGGAAGUCUCUGUUUUCACUUAUCAUAAGAAAUACAAUCCAGAUAAACAUUAUAUUUAUGUAGUCCGAAUUUUGAGGGAAGGACAGCUUGAACCAUCAUUUGUCUUCCGGACAUUUGACGAGUUUCAGGAACUCCACAAUAAGCUCAGUAUUAUUUUUCCACUUUGGAAGUUACCAGGCUUUCCUAAUAGGAUGGUUCUAGGAAGAACAAACAUAAAAGAUGUAGCAGCCAAAAGAAAAAUUGAGUUAAACAGUUACCUACAGAGUUUGAUGAGUGCUUCAACAGACGUAGCAGAGUGCGACCUUGUUUGUACUUUUUUCCAUCCUUUACUUCGUGAUGAGAAAGCUGAAGGAAUAGCUAGGUCUGCAGCUACAGGUCUCCUCAGUCCUACUCCAGGCCAAAUAGGAGGAGCAGUGAAAUUAUCUGUCUCUUACCGAAAUGGAACUCUUUUCAUCAUGGUGAUGCACAUCAAAGAUCUUGUUACUGAAGAUGGGGCUGACCCAAAUCCAUAUGUCAAAACAUACCUACUUCCAGAUACCCACAAAACAUCCAAACGUAAAACCAAAAUUACACGAAAAACUAGGAAUCCAACAUUCAAUGAAAUGCUUGUGUACAGUGGAUAUAGCAAAGAAACCCUAAGAAAAAGAGAACUUCAACUAAGUGUACUCAGUGCAGAAUCUCUGCGGGAAAAUUUUUUCUUAGGUGGAAUAACCCUGCCUUUGAAAGAUUUCAACUUGAGCAAAGAGACAGUUAAAUGGUAUCAGCUGGCUGCAGCAACCUAUUUGUAAGUGGUAAAUUUCUGAGUUUUGGAAUCAAGAAUAAUUAUAAAUGCGUGUACACAUCUACCCACGUGAACUUUGUAUAGUAUUUUUAUCCUUGGAUAGAAAUUAUCAAGUGUACUUGCUGCCUUUCAGUAUAUCUGUUGGACCAACAGUCACAUAACUAACUUUUAUGAAUUUGCUAAAGCCAUUGUUGUUUUAAAGUCAAAGCUGUAAACCCUAAAUGUAAUAUAUAACAAGGCCUGAAAAAGAUUGAGUUGGUGAAGGAUUUAAUCAUAUCUUGAAUAAUUCAGAACUACAGCUUUAUUUGGUCUGAUGGUACCAUGUUAUGUACACAGCACGUUUGCUUUCCUGUUGUGCACACUUCAUUGUCCUCACCACUAUGUUUGCAAACACCAAAGGAAAGGAAGGCUACAGACGUUACAACAGAAUAUAGCUGCUAUUCACAGGGCAGAAAAGCAAAGCACAAAAAUUAGGUAGCUACGUUAAGAACUACUAAGUAGUUUAUAGAAUUAGGGGGAAAAUAAUAUUGUUUUGUAUCAUCCAUUCAUAUUUUUAAAGCCUUUGUCAGAGUAAGUGCCAGCCACUGAAGUUGUAAAUAAUGGUGCCUUAACUUCAUAUGCUUCCUGGCACUUCCCCUGAGUUUAAAAAUAAUUAGCAGAUAGUUUUCACUCACUUUCAACUUACUAAAGACAAGAAUUAUGUACACUUACUAAUUUUUUUCUCACAGGAAGAUCAUUUCUAUGUUUCUGAUACAUGAAUUAAAAAGGCAGCCACUUGAUCUUUUUGUUGCCCAGUGAGUGAGAUUUUUCAAUGUAACCGUACACUAAAUUCUGUCAUUCCAAUACAAUCCUAUAUUCCCAGGAGUGUGAGUGUGAGUUGAAGUUUGGUAACUUCACCUUCAUGUGUUGUAUUCCACUCCUUCAUUAAACAGGUGACGUGUUCAGCCAUGUGCUCAUUCCUGUUUGCGAAAAGAACUCCUUGUGUAACAGGGCAGAUCUUCAGAGGAGGCACAGGACAAGAAUUCUAGGGUCCAGAUUGAAUUUUAAUGUAGACUUUCAUGGUGAAGUUUGUGUUAUAAUCCAUUUUACUUACAUUUGUAAACAUUGUAUAUUUAUAUGAACUACUUUCCUUAAUAUAAUGUGAUUCAGAAUCAUAAGGGACAUGAUUAAAGUUAUUCUACAGUAAUCAUUAGGAAUAAGGUUCAUUUUUUAUUAGUUAUUCAACUUUACACAGAAUUUAGUGUUUAGUUUGGAUAAAUAUGUAUAUAUAAAUAAUUCUCAUGGUUAAAGUAGAAAGACACUUUUUAAAUGGAAACAGAGAUAGUAGCUAUUAGUUGCUGUGAGAUAACUGACAAAACAUGCAAUGAAGAGUACCAAGAAAGAAAAGACAAUCUCCAAUUAAAUUGCCCAGAAUAAAAGUUUUAUGAACUGUGCAAAUGUUUCAUGUAAAUGGUGAUACCUGCAGAGAAGAAAUAGAAGAGUUGAUAAGGUAUGGGUAUCUAUGGGAUAAAAAAAAUGUAUGUAAGGUUAAAAAAAAAACUUGAAAUUUUUGGUGCCUAACACUAAUGGUCCAUUUGUAGGAAACCCCUUGAGUAUGAUAUGUGAAUGUCUUUUUUGUUGUUGUUAAAAUGUGUUGUUUAUUUAAUAAGUUAAUUAAAAUGCAGAUCAAAGCACCACUGUUUGCUUUGUCCACCUAUAGUUAACAUUUUCCUUAAAGUAUGUAAGUAUAAUUGCAAGUGUAAAGAAGUACUAGAUAUUUUCACUAAAGAUUUUGUUACCUAAUUCCAUUCCAUGAGUUAUCACUUAGUUACCAUUUUUAAAAAUAUAAGAAUUUUUAAAAAGUACUAUCUUGGGGAAAGGUCAUUGUUAAUUGGAUUCAGUGUAUAUAGCCUACAUGCAGUCUGUUACAGCAGUGUCUUUUAGCACAAUUAGUAGAGCUAGAAAAUAUAUCAAUUUUCAAUUAUAAGAAAUCUGGAUUCCUAUUUAAGAGUAUAUAUGACUAAUGCUGUACAGUUAACCAGAGUUCAAAAGAAGUGGUAAUGUUUUCUCCUAAUUUAACUCAUUUUGUGCCUUCUUUGGUCAUUAAAAAUACACUUGUGCACAUUUUACAUAUAUUUUAAUAAUGCUAUUUGUGAAAUGAUAAUUUCAGCCCUUAUCAAAAAUGGGGAAAAGGGGAGACAAAGGAGCAUCUUUGCACUACAGCUAUCAAUAGAUUAUAAAUCACUUGAUUUUUUUAAAACAUUUUUUUAGGCUUACUUUAAGAUAAAUCUGAAACAAAAGUUUAAAAAAGAAACUGGCCAAGACACUAGUUUUUAUAUAUUGUCACAAUGCUUUUAUACCUUCCUUUAUCAAGUAAAUAAUAAUUAUGAUGGUGUGUAAGUCCUGCAGUGUUUUGGGAUUUGAAAGUAAUGAUUUACUCCAAGAACCUGUUUUCUUUACUGAGGAACCCAGUGUAGAACUUGCACUGAUGUUUUUAUCUGCCUUUAUAUGAAUCUAUGAGUAUCUAAAUGUUAAGGCAUGUAUGAUCUUUGAUGAAAUAUUUUAUAUUUUCAAAUUAAAGUUGUAUAAAAGUUUUAUCUUGCCUUAAAUUGACUGUUCUUUCUAGAAUUUAAAUUGCAGCAUUUAAAAAACAUGAUUUUGAUAUUUAGACUUCAAAAGGAUCUAAAGCCCUAUUACCAUAAUCCAUAGGUUUACUUUCAUACUAGCAAGUAUGAAAAUGAAUAUGGCAAUUAGUUUCAUCUAUAAGAACCAAAUACUUUAAUUAUAUUAAAGUAGUGAGAAAAGAUGUAUAAUAUUUUUAUUAAUAACUUGAAUAUAUUCAGUGAAUUGAAGGUGACUUCAUAACUGUACUAUAAUUGUAUUAAAAUACUUUUGGAAUA
Condylura cristata (star-nosed mole) is the source of this 8131-nucleotide messenger RNA. It is a transcript of the gene PIK3C2A, whose product is annotated as phosphatidylinositol-4-phosphate 3-kinase, catalytic subunit type 2 alpha. The record is from RefSeq and is a predicted model, not a curated record. Lineage: Eukaryota; Metazoa; Chordata; Mammalia; Eulipotyphla; Talpidae. Gene Ontology annotation, cellular component: plasma membrane; cytoplasm; phosphatidylinositol 3-kinase complex. Gene Ontology annotation, molecular function: phosphatidylinositol binding; 1-phosphatidylinositol-4-phosphate 3-kinase activity; 1-phosphatidylinositol-3-kinase activity. The transcript is spliced from 33 exons. Gene Ontology annotation, biological process: phosphatidylinositol-3-phosphate biosynthetic process; phosphatidylinositol 3-kinase/protein kinase B signal transduction; cell migration. The coding region runs from base 193 to 5259 and encodes 1688 amino acids.